UAAAUACAAUUAUUUUGCCGCUUUUGGCAAUUCAGCAAUCUGUAAAUAUGUCGGUCGCCUCGCCAUCUAAUCCUGCUCUUGCAUUGCAAAAUAAACGCUGGAACGGUCUGCGGAAUGUCUUGGAACGUGAGGGUCUAUUUUGCAAGGAUGACUUUACUCCAUCAUCGGAUAAUCUGGAAUUCCUACAAACAAAAUGCAAAGUGCUAGUCAUUGGAGCCGGCGGCUUGGGCUGCGAGCUCCUUAAAGACUUGGCAUUGAUGGGCUUUGGUGAUUUGCAUGUAAUUGACAUGGAUACCAUUGAACUGUCCAAUCUGAAUCGACAGUUUCUGUUCCGUCGCACAGAUCUCGGUUCAUCCAAGGCAGAAUGCGCCGCGCGUUUUAUCAACAAUCGCGUGCCCACAUGCAAGGUGACGCCUCACUUUGCCAAGAUACAGGACUUUGACGAGUCAUUCUACCAGCAGUUUCACAUUAUUGUUUGCGGCUUGGACUCGAUUGUGGCACGCCGCUGGAUCAAUGGUAUGUUGCUCUCCAUGCUGCGAUACGAAGAGGACAAUAGCCUGGACGUCUCCUCGAUAAUACCAAUGAUUGAUGGUGGCACUGAAGGAUUCAAAGGCAAUGCCCGCGUCAUAUUGCCCGGCUAUACAGCCUGCAUCGAAUGCACCUUGGACCUCUUCCCGCCACAGGUAAACUAUCCACUGUGCACGAUCGCCAAUACGCCUCGUCUGCCAGAACAUUGCAUAGAAUACGUAAAGAUCAUACAAUGGGACAAGGAGAAUCCCUUCAAUGCCCCGCUGGAUGGGGAUGAUCCACAGCACAUUGGUUGGAUAUAUGAGCGCGCCCAGGAGCGCGCCAAUCAGUUCAAUAUAACCGGCAUCACCUACCGACUGGUCCAGGGCGUCAUCAAACACAUUAUCCCGGCAGUGGCCAGCACCAAUGCGGUUAUAGCCGCUGCCUGUGCCCUGGAGGUGUUUAAGCUAGCCACUAGCUGCUAUGAUAGCAUGGCCAACUACUUUAACUUCAACGAUUUGGAUGGCAUUUACUCCUACACCUAUGAGGCGGAGAAGUCGGAUAACUGUUUGGCCUGCAGCAAUAUGCCGCAAUUGCUGAAUAUCGAGGAUCCCAAUACGACAACCCUGGAGGAUGUCAUCAAGCAGCUUUGCGAACUGCCGCGUUUCCAGCUCAAGAGCCCAGCUCUUACCACCAUCAUGGCAGAUGGCAAGCAACGCACUCUCUACAUGGCCAAUGUGAAAAGUAUCGAGGAGGCUACACGUAAGAAUCUGACGCAGUCGCUGGGCGAGCUGGGCCUGCAGGAUGGACAGCAGUUGACAAUCACAGAUGCCACAUCGCCGACAGCGAUGACGUUGCAGCUCAAAUAUCAAGCCAAUGAGGUUGAAAUGUUAUAAACUAUAUACUGAAUAUACAAUAUUUAAGUCGA
Molecule: messenger RNA, 1435 nt
Organism: Drosophila navojoa
Lineage: Eukaryota; Metazoa; Arthropoda; Insecta; Diptera; Drosophilidae
Gene: Uba3
Product: Ubiquitin-like activating enzyme 3
Biological process (GO): protein neddylation
Cellular component (GO): nucleus; cytoplasm
Molecular function (GO): NEDD8 activating enzyme activity
Source: RefSeq, a predicted model, not a curated record